Molecule: messenger RNA, 3341 nt
Organism: Phlebotomus papatasi
Lineage: Eukaryota; Metazoa; Arthropoda; Insecta; Diptera; Psychodidae
Product: zinc finger protein 43-like
Exons: 2
Coding region: 102-3320 (1072 amino acids)
Biological process (GO): regulation of transcription by RNA polymerase II
Cellular component (GO): nucleus
Molecular function (GO): DNA-binding transcription factor activity, RNA polymerase II-specific; zinc ion binding; RNA polymerase II transcription regulatory region sequence-specific DNA binding
Source: RefSeq, a predicted model, not a curated record
UAGCAAUAAAGGGAAUGUUUACAGUUUACAUUUUGAGUUGAGGUGGCAAAACAAAAAUAUCAGUUCCUUUGGGCUUUUCCGUGCAAUUAGGAGCAUCCGGAAUGGACUUUUUAGCCAUCAAGGAAGAAUUUACAUCCUCAAGUAUCAUUUGCCGAUUGUGUCUCGUUCAGAAUUCGAAUUAUUACGAGGUUUUUGGGGAAAAUCAUGAUCGUCCGGAGAUUGCUGAUAUCCUGCGGAGUCUCCUGGGAAUUUCAAUAUCUCCCCUGGACAACUGGCCCAAGAGCAUCUGCACGGGCUGUGUGGACAAGGUCUUUGACUUCCAGACACUCCAAACCAGAGCGAAAGACAAUGAAAUGCGCCUGGUGGAAGUUUUUGGGGAGUAUCAAGUUAAGGAGGAAAUGCCACCAGAUAGAAGAUCUCCGGUGUUUGUUUCCACAGAACUCAAGGAAGGUAUUAAAAAUGAAGAGGAAGAUGAUUGGGAUACAGCCACACACAAUAGCUUUGCCUCAGGAACCGAUGUCAAAGAGGAGGAUGACUUACCCUUAAGUGUUCGUAGGAAGCGAUUGCCCCCAAAGAAAUCCCAAUUGGAAAAUAAAAUAGAAUCCCAGACAUCCCAAAAACCAAGUAGAAGUCGUAGAGUAGCAAAAACAGAUAAAAUUUCCGAAAUAAAACCCGAAAAGAAGCCAAAGGAUGAAAAAAGAGAUGCAGAUAUUCAUACAUUCUUCAAAAUGGAAUGUGUCCUGUGCGAAGGAAAGGUCUUUCCACGAUUCCCAGAUCUUCAGAAACACUUCCGGAUAGUCCAUAAAUGUCGGGGGUAUGUUGUGUGUUGCGGGAAGAAGCUGAAUUCACCAAUGAAGAUGGAUCUUCAUAUGAAACAACAUAGAAAUCCAACAAAAUAUCAAUGUUCCAUUUGUCUGAAGUAUUACAAAAGCACAAAUACCUUGACUGCCCAUAAGAUCCUCCAGCACACUCCGCAAGAUCAGCGGGAAUUUGCCUGUGAUAAAUGUCCACAGCGUUUUGCAAUGUCAUGUGCUCUAAAGCGCCACAUGAUUGCCCACAUUGCUCCGGAAGAUAAAAAGCACGUUUGCAGUACAUGUGGUCAGGCCUUUGCUCUGCGCCACAUACUGGCUCAUCACAUUCGUCGAUUCCAUGAGAAUGCCUGUGAUUCCGUCUGCGAGAUCUGUGCCAAAGUCUACCGCAGCAAGUACCUGUUCGAAAAACACAUGGCUGAGCACAAUAAUCAACUGAAGCCUGUGGUUCCGUGCACAGUUUGCGGAAAGAUGUUCAAGUAUGUCCAGGCUAUGCAGAAGCACAGACGGCGCCACAAUACUUCAGGAUCCUUGGAGUGUUCAAUAUGUCAACAUGUUGCGUCCAAUCGCCAGGCCCUGCAUGAGCACAUCAAGUACAAUCACAGGGAGAGGAAAACAUUCCAGUGCAAUCUCUGUGAGCGAGUGUUCAAGAUGAGAAGGUCCCUGAAGGAGCACAUGGCUUCGCACACUGGUCAAACCCUCUACAAAUGUCCCUACUGCCCCAAAGAGUUCAACAGCAAUGGGAACUACUUCCAUCACCGGAGAACUCAUCAUCCAGUUGAAUAUAAGGCUGAUCUCGAGAGGAGACGUGCUGAAGAGAUUUGGGUGACUGACAGGAAAACAGAAUUUUCCUGCUUUUUUUUGUGGAUUUUUGUGCAAUUAGGAGCAUCCGGAAUGGACUGUUUAGCCAUCAAGGAAGAAUUUACAUCCUCAAGUAUCAUUUGCCGAUUGUGUCUCGUUCAGAAUUCGAAUUAUUACGAGGUUUUUGGGGAAAAUCAUGAUCGUCCGGAGAUUGCUGAUGUCCUGCGGAGUCUCCUGGGAAUUUCAAUAUCUCCCCUGGACAACUGGCCCAAGAGCAUCUGCACGGGCUGUGUAGACAAGGUCUUUGACUUCCAGACACUCCAAACCAGAGCGAAAGACAAUGAAAUGCGCCUGGUGGAAGUUUUUGGGGAGUAUCAGUUGCUGGAGAAGAUACUGAGCAGGACGACUUCUCCAGUUGCUUACCCGGAAUUUCAGGAUGAGGUUAAAGUUGAAGCUGGGGAUGAUAGCAUAAAGGAGGAAGAGAGUGAUAUGGCCAGUGACUGUGCUUCUCUGGUGAAUGUACAGAUCAAAGAAGAAAGUACUCAGCAGGCUUCUGAAGAACCCAGGAAACGAGGACGUCCAAAAAAGGUUCUCCAGAAGCGAGGAAGGAAGCGCAAAGUCCCUCCUCCGGAAUCUGAGGAUGAAGAUGGACAGACAGAUGAUAAGGAGAAGCCAUCGGAAGCUGAGAAGGAGUCUGAAGAGGCGAUUCGGCAGAAGAAGGAGGAAAGGAGACUGAGAGAUGAGAAAGUUGAUGCAGAGAUUCAUACUUUCUUCAAGAUGGAAUGUGUUCUGUGUCAGCUGCAUUUCCCGAAAUUCACCGAUGUCCAGGCACACUUCCGGGCGGCUCAUAAAUGCCGAGGAUAUGUGGUUUGUUGCGGGAAGAAGCUCAAUAGACCAAUGAAGCUGUACGAGCACAUGAAUGAUCAUAUCAAUCCAACAAAGCACCAAUGCCCAAUCUGUCAGAAGUACUACAAGACGCAGGGAGGUCUCCAGGUUCACAAGAGACUGCAGCACACUCCGCCGGAACAGCGAAAGUUCCACUGCGACAAAUGUCCACAGAGCUUUGCCAUUUCCUCAGCCCUAACAGCCCACAUGAUCAGUCACAUGGCGCCAGAAGAGAAGUCCCAUGUCUGCGAGACCUGUGGCCAGACUUUUGCCCUCAAGACCAUUCUGGUGCAGCAUGUUCGACGUGUCCAUGAGAAUGCCUGUGUUUCCGUCUGCGAGAUAUGCGCCAAAGUUUUUCGCUCCAAGAACAUCUUUGACAAACACAUGGCUGAGCACACUGACAUAACCCGGAUUCGCGUGCCCUGUAACAUCUGCGGGAAGAUGUUCAAGCAUCGCAUUGCCAUGCAGAGGCACAGAUACCGUCACAAUACUUCCGGAUCACUGGAAUGCCCGAUCUGCCAGCGAGUAGCGCCCAAUCGACAAGCCCUGCACGAACACGUCAAGUACAAUCACAGGGAUCGCAAGAAGUUCUUCCCGUGCAAUCUCUGCGAGAGAGUCUUCAAGACGAGAGUGUCACUCAAGGAGCACAUGGCUUCGCACACGGGUCAGGUCCUCUACCAGUGUUUAUUCUGUCCCAAACAGUUCAACAGCAAUGCCAAUUACUUCCGGCACAUGAAGAUGUCGCAUCCGCAGGAUUGGGAAGCUGAGAAGGAGAAGAGGAGAGCUGAGAGAGCGUCCCAAAGUAUAGAAUCGAAGAGCAAUUAAAUGUCUUGAAACCCUUAAAAA